AUGAGCACAAAAAACGAAGUUUUAGGGCAAAAUAUUGAUAGCAAACACAAGAAAAUCAGCGAUUCGGAAAUUUUACCUGAAUUCAAACAUGCUCAUCAAAUUUCUGAGCUAAUUUGGAAAGAUAACGAAAAUGAAAAUGAUAAUUUCGACGAAAUAUCAAAGGAAAUUGAUGCUAAAAUGGUUUCUAUCGAAUUUGUAUUACGAACAAUUGAUUAUGCAGCUACAAAAAGACCAAAAGCAAUAUCAAGAUAUGCAAAACUCUGUUUGGAGUUAUUAAACAAAUACGGACAAAAUCUCGACAUCAAAAAUACCGAUAUCCGCGUUAUGCUUAGUGUUAAAGGCUUCUACAAGGAUGAGAAAUUUUCAAAAAAAGGUUCCGACGUGACUGGAAUCUUCAAAGAUGGAACUCCACAGUACUACAUAUGUUGGGAUAGACUUGAAGACUUGAAAAAAGUCAUUGAUAAUCAAAAAGUUGAAUUAGAUCCAUCAUUAACAACAAAUACUUUGAUAGAUAUCGCUGCAAAGUAUGGUUCAAGUAAAUGUUUCAAGUACUUGCUUGAAAACAAGUAUAAAAUUACACAAAGCACACAAGUUUUAGCAGUUGAAGGUGGAAACAUGGAAAUUUUAGAAAUUUUAGAAAAAAAUAAUGCAACUUUCGAUAAUUGCUAUUCAGCAGCUGUUGACUGCUACAGAAAUGAUAUUGCUGAUUGGAUCAGUCAAAAGAAUCAUGUCGGAAAAUUAAGUAUCGCUCAAUGCUUAAUUUCAUCAAAUUAUAGGGCUGCAUCGUUUUGCAUCGCAAAUGAAGGCGAUAUAAAUGAAAAAUAUAACGAAGAAUGCCCUCUUUCGAUUGCAAUUAAAAAUAAUAUUUUUGAUAUCGUUAAAUUCUUUGUCGAGAAAGGAGCUGAUGUUAAUACAAUGUUGUAUUACAUUGAGAAUGAAACAGGAAUUCUUUAUUUUCUCAUGUUAACGGAAUUCCAUAUAUAUUGA
Messenger RNA from Trichomonas vaginalis G3, 987 nucleotides. Its product is annotated as protein ubiquitination. NCBI's taxonomy places the organism in Eukaryota, Parabasalia, Trichomonadida, Trichomonadidae. Gene Ontology annotation, molecular function: protein binding. The record is from RefSeq and is a predicted model, not a curated record. The coding region runs from base 1 to 987 and encodes 328 amino acids. The transcript has a single exon.